UGUUCGCGAAAUAUUUGACACGCGAAAUGUCCAGUGAUGUUGAACGUAGAAGACUUUUAGGACCAAGCAUCGAAGACAGUGACUCGGAGCCGGAUGGAAACAAAGAAAUAAACAGUUACUAUCGUAAACUUAAAAAGAACAAGGAAGAUCAAGGCUUGACGAAAAACUUGGUUCUAGCGAUUUUGUCAUGCGUCAUUGGCUCGUCCUUCCAGUUUGGGUAUAACACUGGUGUUGUCAAUGCUCCAGAGCUAGUUAUCCAGCAGUUCUACAAUAAAACCUAUUAUGAAAGAUACAGUGAAUAUCUUCCCGAAGACGAGCUUACCCUCCUCUGGGCGGUCACCGUGGCCAUUUUCACAGUGGGUGGAAUGGUGGGCGGAGUCAGCGCUGGUUUCUGGGGCAACCGUUACGGCAGGACUGCUCCAUCCUUCUACACCCCCUCUACAACCGUGAUUGGUAUCAACACGGGCCUCGCUCCCCUCUACCUGUCUGAAAUCGCUCCCGUCUCCCUGCGAGGCAUGUCGGGCACCAUCAACCAGCUGGCAAUCACCGUCGGAGCCCUCGUCUCGCAGGUUCUCGGCAUGAAACUGGCCCUCGGAACUACAGACCUCUGGUCUGUCUGCCUCGGUCUGACUAUAAUUCCGGUUAUGUUCCAACUGCUGACAUUGUCCUUUUGUCCUGAGAGUCCACGCUAUCUGAUGUUGUCGCGGGACAACAAACAAGGAGCAACAGAUGCAUUAGUCUGGUUACGAAAAACUUCCGAUGUCAGUGACGAAUUGUUGGAAAUGCAACUAGAAAAAGAGGAACAGCAACGAGCUACAAAGUUCUCCGUGAUGGACCUGUUCAGACAGCGGGAGCUGCGAAUACCGCUGCUGAUCAGUCUGGUCCUACAGCUGUCUCAGCAGUUCUCUGGCAUCAACGCAGUGAUCAUGUAUUCGACGAGUAUCUUCAUGAACGCAGGCCUCGACCACAGCGACGCGCAGUACGCAACGGUGGGGACGGGCGUGGUCAACAUGCUGAUGACGUUCGUGUCGGCGCUGCUGGUGGACCGCGCAGGGCGACGCACGCUGCACCUCAUCGGCCUCGGUGGCAUGUUCGUGUUCUCGCUCGUUCUCUCCGUCGCCAUCGUAUACCAGCAUGAGUACCAGUGGUUAUCAUACAUAUGUAUCGUCGCGGUGCUUUGCUAUAUCAUCUCGUUUGCUACCGGCCCAGGAGCCAUCCCGUGGUUCUACGUGGCUGAGCUGUUCGCGCAGGGCCCCCGGUCCGCCGCUGUCAGCAUCGCUGUGUUGGUCAACUGGUCGGCCAACUUUGUAGUCAGUCUCGUCUUUCCCAUAGUGCAGAAAGCCAUAGCAGACUACUCCUUCAUUCCAUUUGUCAUCCUACUGGCUAUCUUCUGGCUGUUCACCUUCUUCAAGGUUCCCGAAACCAAGGGCCGCACGUUUGACGAGAUCAGCAAAGCAUUCCUGUCGUCCCCCCAGGAUGUGAAGACUGAUGACGCCAAGGUGCUUCUUGCUCAAGAUACCACGAUACAGGAUGCGGCGAAAUCAGUGGACACACCCAGUGCACUGGACACGCCCAGCGAUCCAGAUGUUGUAGUAAACGACCCAUCCAAUGCACCAGAGUAUUAAUUGUCAUAGAAUAAGCCCGAUUCCUUGUUAGUCUCCCACCAGUCCAACCAGAGGGAACUAUAGGUUUCAUCUCCGUCCUUCUGUCUGUCUGUCUAUCUGUCUGUCCCACAUAUAGUUUUCACAUUUUUUAAUUUUUUUUUACAGGGCCUCAAAAAACCGAGUUGAA
This is a messenger RNA of Gigantopelta aegis, 1791 nucleotides long. Its product is annotated as solute carrier family 2, facilitated glucose transporter member 3-like. The record is from RefSeq and is a predicted model, not a curated record. Gene Ontology annotation, biological process: monosaccharide transmembrane transport. The transcript is spliced from 12 exons. Bases 27 to 1625 code for a protein of 532 amino acids. Gene Ontology annotation, molecular function: hexose transmembrane transporter activity. Gene Ontology annotation, cellular component: membrane. Lineage: Eukaryota; Metazoa; Mollusca; Gastropoda; Neomphalida; Peltospiridae.